Fraxinus pennsylvanica is the source of this 540-nucleotide messenger RNA. The record is from the annotation of a GenBank genome assembly. NCBI's taxonomy places the organism in Eukaryota, Viridiplantae, Streptophyta, Magnoliopsida, Lamiales, Oleaceae.
AUGGCUGCGCCAUCAAUACCCAACCUCUUCUCCUUCUUCACACCCUCAAAACCACCAUCCGCUCCGCCGUCCCACCUCUCCCUCUCCUCCACCGCCGCCGCCACCACCACCAAAAAUCGGUGGGCCCCACUAGUCUACUCAAAUGAACUCCAACAAAACCCAUUAUCCUUAUCAUCGUCCUGCUCUUCUGAUGUCAUGUCCGUCGUGUGCCCCUCCCUCGCGUACGCCAACCCCCUAUUUUUCCGGUCGGCGUAUAAUGUCCAGGUAAUCGUUGAUGAGAACGAGCCGGAGGAGAAGCUACUCGGUCGGUUCCGACGGGAGGUUAUGAGGGCCGGCGUCAUUCAGGAAUGCAAGCGCCGCCGCUACUUCGAGAACAAGCAGGCCGAGAAGAAGCGCAAAUCUCGCGAGGCUGCCAAGCGCAAUCGUCGCAGGCGCCCUCAAUCAAGAAACUUCACUCAGGACAGGCAAGAGACGCCCAAGAACAAGAAGGAAGAGGAGGACGAUAACUGGGAUCUCCCUGAAGGCGACCUUCCCUAUUGA